Molecule: messenger RNA, 1554 nt
Organism: Lodderomyces margitis
Lineage: Eukaryota; Fungi; Ascomycota; Pichiomycetes; Serinales; Debaryomycetaceae
Gene: SNG4
Product: Sng4p
Exons: 1
Coding region: 1-1554 (517 amino acids)
Cellular component (GO): membrane
Source: RefSeq, a predicted model, not a curated record
AUGUCGACAUCGACAGAUUCCAUUGACCCAUUGGAGGUGCAAGACAAGUCCAACAACAGUACGUCCGAUUUGGAUGUACAACCAAUUACAGACUACCACGAUCGAGAUGUUGACGAUAUUCCAGCAAACUCGGGUGGCUUUACUGGAGCAGCUCUAGCAAAAGAGCAAACAGUCAGACCAGAUUCGGUCAGACGAGAUUCAGCCAAACAACGUCAGCUGGUGGGUUCUAUUCGACUUACGUAUAAAGAACGUUUGAGAGAGUAUAUAAAGGUUGCACCAAAGUUUAUAUGGGCCUAUGUUCAAGUGUUUUGCAUAUACGUCGGAUUUCUUAGCAUCUACUGGGGGACAUUAUACAAGCGAGAAGAACGGUUCCAGAAUGUGGAGAUGUUGGUAGUUAAUGAUGAUACUUCGUUCAUGAGCAAUGGAACGGAAAUUCAACCAUAUAUCUCUGAUGCAUUUAUUGAGCUACUCCAGGAGCCACAAGUGAGAUAUUUGGCCAAUUUCAAAGUUAUCAACACGACAGAUUUUCGUGAUUUGGCCGAAUCUCACAAUAACACUCUUUACGAAGAAGUUGUUCGACAAAUUCAUCACCAGAAGUACUGGGCUGGUUUUUACAUAAAGCCACAAGCAACUCAGCUCAUUUACGACAGCUUUGCUUCAGGAAAUGCAACUUACAUGACGCUGGGACAAAUUAACCAAACAGUCACGGUGGUGUAUGAGACCGGUCGUCAUUUUUCAGCGUUGAACCAGUACCUUAUUAGAAACUUGAACACGGUAGCAUUUGACUGGAACACCCACCUUAGUCGGAAUGUCUAUCCCGAGAUUAUCCAAUCUCUAUCACUGACGCAGCAAGAGAACCUUCUUCAAAACACGUCCAUCCCAAUAUUCACAACAUUUCCUAUUCUUAGUUUUGUUGACAACAGAUCAUCGUCAAACUCGGCGAUUCUAGGACCUUCAGAGUUAGGUCUCAUUUAUGCUCUAUUGUUUUCAUUUAACCAAUUCAACUUCUCAGUGGAGAUCUACCGAAUCAUGAGAGAGAGGUUGAAAUAUCGCUCAUAUUUGUUUUACCGACUUAUAGUAUCACAAUUAAAUGCAUUGUUAUUGGCAUUAGUUUAUGGAUUGAUGACAAUUGCAUUGAAGAUUCCUACCGAAACUGCAUUUGGCCAUGCUGGAUUUGUUGUGCUCUGGAUGUUUAUGUACCUCUUCCUAAGCGCCGUGGGAGUUGUUAAUGAGAUCGUGAUGCUGAUUAUUAUGGCCUUCAACCAACAACUAUUAAUAGCCCCAUGGAUGAUUUUCAACAUUGUCUCCAACAUUUCUGCCACAUUUGCUCCAUUUGUCUUGAUGCCUGGAUUUUACAAGUACGGUUACGCUAUGCCUAUGUAUAAUAUUUAUGAAGCAUUGAAGGUCGUAUUUUUCAACACUUGGAAGGGACACUUGGGACGGAACUUGGGGGUAUUGAUAAUCUGGAUAGUUGUGGGUAAUGUAUUGUUGGUUCUUGUAUCGAACUGGGCAGUUAAACGAGCCAGACGAAUGCAAGCGGCAGCAAAAGAGUAG